Molecule: messenger RNA, 5261 nt
Organism: Lottia gigantea (owl limpet)
Lineage: Eukaryota; Metazoa; Mollusca; Gastropoda; Lottiidae
Exons: 20
Coding region: 1-4686 (1561 amino acids)
Cellular component (GO): SWI/SNF superfamily-type complex
Molecular function (GO): DNA binding
Source: RefSeq, a predicted model, not a curated record
AUGGCUAACACGUUGAACAAAGAAUCGGCCGUUUGCGAGCAGGAACGGCGGAGUUUUCUUGAGGAUUUACAACGAUUUCAUUCCGGUCGGGGAACACACUUUGAUAUUAUCCCAAAUAUUGGAGGCCGCGAGAUAGAUCUGCAUCGCCUGUAUCGCCGUGUUGUAGAACUUGGAGGCUGGCGCAAGGUUUGUAAUGAACUCAAGUGGGAUGAACUUCAAGCAGAAUUUGGUAUACCAGCAGCAUGUUCAAAUGGAGAUCAAGGACUUAAAGUUAUUUAUGUUAGGUUUUUAUAUUUAUAUGAAAAGUUGAAUUUUCUGGGAGAAGACCCUGAUCAAAAAGAAACUGAAAAUGAUGCAAAUCGACACAGAAAAAAGAACCCAGGACCUUUCUAUGGUGUACCAUUAAAAUACAAUUAUGCACAACAUCAAAUACCAGAUUUACUUCGCAAAAAUAAUGGUUUCUGUCUAGACUUGGUACAACCUAAUGAUUAUGAUAAGUUAGAGAAAGCUCUACUCUCAGGCUUACCCAAUGAAGUAGAUUUUGCUAUCAAUGUGUGUACAUUAUUAUCUAAUGAAGGCAGACAUGUUUUACGUUUGGACAAAGCUAAACAUUUAUUACAGUUAUUAUUAGCCCAUAUAGGAGUAUUCAAUCAAGGUUAUGAAUCUUUGUAUGAUUUAUAUCAUCAUGGUUGGUCUCCAUACACUGAUAGAGAUUUUUUAAGGUUUUGGUAUGAAAGUGUUAAUGAUCCAGUUAUUAAAGAAUUAAUUACAAUGAAUGAUCAAAUUUAUACUCAAAAAGAGAAAACUGGAAGUGAAGUACUACAUUUAGGUCAUAAUAUAGGUGUUCAUAGUGUUGAAGGUCAAAGAGUCACUCAGCUAGCUGUCUUGUUAAGAAAUUUAUCUUUUGAAGAUAUUAAUCAGAAACUAAUGGCAUCAAAUGCUGUUGUCUUUAAAUUUUUAAUGUUAUGUGUACAUAGUACUUAUGGAUCUUUGAAGCAAUUAGCUUUAGAUACUUUGGGAAAUUUAGCUGCUCAAAUGGUGCUCGAUUCUAUAGGAAAUCAUAGAACUAAUUUAAUACUAGAUUUUAUUACUAAAUCAUUUUGUGCUGAUGAUAAAAUAACAGUUGUAAGAGCACUAGAAGUACUAGGCAAACUGUGUCAAGUUGAAGCUAAUGAAAGUUAUAUAACAGAAACAUUAUUAUCUAAAACAUAUGAUGAUGUGUUUAGAUUAUUAACAGUACAUGAUAUACAGUUAAUAGUACAUACACUAGAAGCUUUAUAUCAACUCUCAGAACUAGGUGAAACAACAACUAAUAAAAUAGUACAAGUUAGAAAUGCUGUGGACAUCCUGAUAGAUUUGAUAACAGUGGAGGCCCAGUCUUACGGUCCUAACUCAUUGGUUGGUAUCAAAGUUGUUGAAUAUGUACCUGCACCCACUGCUAGAAAAGAGGGCAAAGUUGAAGGGAUUCAAUCCACACCAAUAGCAAAUCCUGUUAGUGUCAACAUACCAACUCCUACCCCACCAACCACGCCAGCUAAGACAUCAUCAACAAUGUCAGCCCCAAAUAAAUCCACUCAGGUUACAGAUAUGGAAGCCACUACUCUAAGCUGGAUGUUAGGUUGUUAUGAAUCCAGAAGAAUUGGUCGUACGCAACAGAUAGAGUUUUUUUCAGAAUAUUUGCAAUUCUGUCAUAAAUUUUCUUUACCUAACGCUCUUCCCUCGACAGAUUUCUUACGUUUAGUCAAGGUGGCAUUUCCACAAUGUGAGACAAAAAUGAAAGCUAAUGAAUCUGGUGAUAAAGAUAUAGUAUUUCUAGGUGUUUGUAAGCGUGCUAAUCCCAAACCAUUUAUGAUUACAAAUACCACUGUGCCUCAGCCCAUGAGUGUGAGUGUGAACUUACAAGGUGGCUCUAAGGCUCUUAAUUCAUCUCCUGUGGGCACUAAUAUUCCUACUCCUACUCUCAGGCAGCGGCUAAUGGAACCGCCCAGGCAUCCUAUUCAUCCACCAAUUCUUCAUUCAGGUUCCUCAGCAACUCCAACUUCCAUAAAAGUCACACAACCAGUUACACCAAGACCUAUUGCUCCAAAACCAGUAGCCAGUAAACAGUUACAGCUGGGUAGUACAUUUGUAAUCAGUCAAGCGCCUAGGCCUCCAGGAACCCAAAUCGAAGUCAGUCUUCAGAAUACUACCCCACCAGUUAAACGACCAAGAAUUGCUCCAAAGGGACAGAUAAUCCAGACUACUCCACAAUUUCCAUCAAUACAAACUGCUUUACAAGGGGAUGGCCAGCAAGUUAUGGUGAAAACAGCUGCCUUAUUGUUAGAACAAGAUACUACAAAAUCAGCAGACACCAAUCUAAUCAAAAGUCUUUUGGCUAAGAAACUAAGUCAAAAUAUAGUUGGAAGACAAAAUAUACCAAUUGGUGCUACAACUAGUCAUGGUUUACAAUUACCAGAGAGUGUAGAGAAUUUGGUACAACAAGCUCAACAACAACAACAGUUCAUAUUGGCUCCAACAGCUGGAGGAGAUUUUACUGGUCAACAUAAUAUUAUCUUUACUACUGCAACCAACAUUCAAACUUCACAAAUGAAAGAAUCUCAGAUCAUCACCAACCAGCCUUUAACAACACAAGUGCCCAUAGAGGUGUCAGCAGUCCACUCUACACCCAUUAUUAAUACUGUUGUUAGUCCACAAAGCAUUUCACAAAAUCAUCCCAAUACUUCAACAAUUCUUUCACAAACUCUUCAACAACCAACAUCCACUAACAUCUCUCAGUCUAGAACGUGUAAAUCAGAAGUGUUUAAGGUAUCUGAAGGCACUGUUGAAAAUGUAUAUCAUAAAGGUUUACAAGACAGUAAUUCAGCCUCUAGCAACAUCACUCCGUCCUCCAUAGACAAUACAAGUAGUGCUAAUACUAAUAAAUUUUCUAAUGGUUUAUUACAACAACAUUUAGUGUCUAGUUCCACAUCUCUUCAUUCGAGUACAAUUCAAUCAGUGCCCAGCAGUGUAGUAAAAACAAAUGGCUCUACUAAUCAUUCCCAUUGUAAUGAUGUCAAGAUUGACACGUCUCUGAGUGGGUCACUUAGUGAAAAUGGUCCCCUCCCUAGUGAUAAGAGUGUGAAAAUAAAUGGAAAUCCAGGGUUAGAGGAGGACAAGGUAUUAGAUAGUGAAACUAUAUCAAACAAUAAUAGAUUAAAAGGUGGAGAUGCUGUGAUCAGUGAUAAAAAAUUACAUGAUAUCAAACUUGUGAAUGGUAAUGUCUCUUCUCCAUUAUCAUUAGAAUCAGACCUCCCACCAUCUCCUAUUUGUUUAAACAACAUACAAAGUGGACUAUUAAAUGGCAUUUCUGAUGACUCUUUAGACUCAUUUUCAAGUGAUAAACCUAUAAAACCUCUUCCUAAAGAAGAUAUAUCUAAGAUAAUUGAGAAAGCAGCCAAAAUGAAUGGAAUAACAAAUCAUAUUGGAAAUGGUGAUCAAGAAGAAAGUAUGGAUGUUGAUCAAACUGUUCUAAAUGAACCAAAUUGCCAGAAUACCAUAUCCAAUAUCCAGUUUCAAAACCACAAUGGUAAUAUGGUUGCUAGUGCUUUAAGGUCUACACCAACUAUUCCAAUUGUUAAUGGGCAACAAGCUCAAAUUACACAAGUACCAAAAGAGUUGAUGAAUAUUAUUGUUAGUGCUGACGUAUCACCUGCUGUGAUCAAAAUUCAAUCUAGCAUUAUGGAUGAUAGAAAAAUUUGUGAAACUAUAAGACAUGUUCCUACUCCAGAAACUAGGGAUGGGGAACUUAGCUCAGACAGUUUUGCCUCCUCCUCAGCAGAAUCUGUCCCAGAAAAACAUUCCACACCAGUGUUUGUUAGUGUUGCUCAGCCAAUUGGUAAGGUAGCUGAUAAACCUGCUGUCGUUGGUAGUGUGGGUGGAGAGAAGAAAGGGAAAAGUAGGAAACGAAGACAAAGUUCGACUGGUACUACAUCUGUUAUAGUAUCUACUACAACAACUACUGUAGAUACUAAACCUACUCAACCAACACCACAACAAAUAGAAUUUCAGUGUCAAUGGGCUGGUUGUAACAGGUGUUUUGAGAAUGCAAAAUCUGUUUUUCAUCAUGUAGUUAAAACUCACACAUUAGUUGGUACUGAUGGUUUUUGUCAAUGGUCACAAUGUCCACAAGUUAAACGUCAGCGUUGGUCACUGAUCACUCAUUUACAGGAUCAUCAUUGCUCGGAAAAUGCUUUGAGAGUGAGUGCUUCAAAACGUCAACAACCAACUACUUCUACUCCUGCAGCUAGAAAACCUGUUGUUGCUGUUCAACAACCAUCACCAGUAGUACCUCAACAACAGUGUCCAGCAGUGAAUAAUACACCAACAUCAUCUACUACUGCUACUGGUAUUGAUGGUAAAUCUGAUGGAAAGAAUGCACUGGUGUAUCCAAAUGAUGCCGCUAUGCAAGCUAUCAAACGUUUUCUCGUGAAACCACCCUUUCCAGAAUUUUUUGAAACAAGAGAAGGUCCUGUAACAAAACACAUUCGCCUUACUGCUGCUUUAAUUCUCAGGAAUAUUGCUCGUUAUUCUCCAACUGGAAGAAGUCAAAUAAAGAAGAAAGAACCUCAGAUAAGUUAUGUUACUAUGAGUGCUGUAGAAUCGUCGACUGCUUUAGCUAGCUGUCUAUGGGAAAUAUUGGAUCACUGACACUUAGCUUCAUCUUACGCUGUCCGAACUCGUACAUUUCAUUUUUUUUCUCAGGCAUAUGUUUUAAAUCUCUGUUCACAAACAGAUGCAAUAUUAACUUUAUUCUGUUUCUGGUCACUUUCUGUAAACCAAGAUAUCACAGAAAACUUGUACAGUAACUAAAUCAUUCAUUGAAGUAGUCUUCAAAGACCAGUAUGCAAAUGCAUGUUUAUCUAAAAAGGGCAUUUUUCAACAUUGCACACUUCUAUUUUUCUGUAGAUUUGAAUACAUGACAGAAGUGUGUGUUUGAUACAGAGUGUAGUGUGUUUAAUAAUCAUUGUUUAUAAUGUCCUGUAUCUUAACUAAAAUACAUCAGCAGCUCACCUAGUGCCUGGCCUCAUUCUCUCUCUCCUUCACUGUUAUAUACAGUAAUUGUGGAAUACCAUCUCACCGUUUAGGUCAAUGCAAUACAAACUUAAGUUCAAACAGUUGUUUUUGGUAGGUGUUGGGGGUUGUUACAAUUUUCCUUCCUUGCCCUGGCACAGAAACUCAGAGAUAACAUCAUCCCAUGAUCAUGGCUUUUUCAUUUGUUUUUC